AGAAACGGAAGCUGUGUCUGGGCUUGUCUCUUGUCAACAAAACAGUCCAAAAAAUGAAGUGAACUCUUUCGGUGAAAAAAUAAAGCCGUGUCCCGAAUGAAAACAGGAGAUGAGGUGUGAGAUAAGGGCAGGAGAAUGAGUUGUCAGUGGGGAGGAAGUGACUACUUGUCGGCGUUGAUGAGCGGUGACAAGCGGUCACACACCGCAUUAGAACGACUCGUCGAUGACCUGCACUCGGACAAAGAUCAAGCUGUUAACACUUUCCUCAGUCAUUCCGGAUCCGAAGACUUUCUCUGGGGACUUGUCAAACUCGUGGCCAAUGGCAACUCCAGGGUUGCCGGCAAUGCAGCCUAUAUCAUUGGCUCCCUGGCUGAGUCUGAACUGGGCUGUUUCAGAGUACUCUCCCUUGCUAGAGCUCGCAAUGAGGAGGGCAAACAGAUGCUCAAUAACCUGACACGAAUGCUGGCGUUUAAUGAUGCAGAGAGUGUGAUGAAUGCAGCGGGCACCCUGGGAACAUUGGCAGAGAGCCAUGAAGGACGAGACUGGAUUUUGUCUGAGAGUUGUCUGGACGAGAUGAUUGACAGAAUAGCAAGUCUACUGCACAACCCCAACCUGUGGACUGCCAGCAACGCUGCUCUUGUAUUAGCUAGGCUGAGUAUAUCUGAAGGAGGUUGUUCUCGUGUUCUGAAUCAUGAAAACUGGCAGGCCGUGCUGACGAAGCUAACCCAAUCUCUCGGGGUGGAUGAAGCAGGACGUGGGAUGAAUGCAGCUUUUGCUGUAGGCCGGCUCUGUGACACAAGUGUGGGCAGGAUGCGUCUUCUAGCUCUUCCAGAGUCCGAAAAAAUGAUAUCCUCUCUGGCUAAGAUGCUGUGUAGUCAGGACACUGGGGUCAGUAAAAAUGCCUGUUUUGCUCUCAGCUGUUUGGCCACUUCCAUGGAGGGGCAUAGCAGACUUCUGGCCAACUGUUAUGUGGAUCAUGUCCUUCAGCAGCUGACAGAGAGGCUUACGGCAGAGGACAGCGAAACUGGCUGGUUUGCUGCCAUGACAUUGCGGACCUUGGCAUGUCAGCCUAAGGGUUGUUUAAAACUGAGAACCUGUCCCAAUGUCAUUUCGGCUUUGAAGGCCAUAGAGAACAACAGAGAGGUAAAUUCUGAUCUCAGAGAAGAGGUUCUAGUCACAUUGGAGAUUCUGAAAAAGCUGGAGAAACCCAGAGCACCAAGAUUACAAGUGAAAGGUUCCAAUGUGGUAGUAGCGGAGUGGGAUGAAGUGCAAACAAAGAGUGGACUGGAAGUCUUCUAUGAGCUCUUUGAAGGCUCUUCCAGUGUGUACACAGGCACAGAGACGUGUUGUAGUUUUGAGGAACUGAAGCCCCUAACAGAGUACCGGUAUAAGCUUAGAGCCUACACUGAAGGGGAUGUCAGUCCUUUUUCUGACAGUGUCACAGUAACUACAGAGGAAACAGUUCCGGGCGCCCCAUCUAAUCCCCGCAUAUUGGGAUGUACAGCAACUCAGCUGAAGGUAGCGUGGGAUCCACCUGAACAAGCCAAUGGGAUCCUUAAAGGCUACUAUGUGUAUAAUGGGCAGACUCUGGUAGAACACACACAUGAAAUGAUGUCCAUCAUCACUGGCCUGCAAGCUGCGACAUCAUAUGAGAUUGAGAUUUGUACAGCUACUUCAAAGGGUAAAGGACCCAGAGCAUGUGUUGUGGGACAAACUGCUGAGACAGGUGCCCAUGCUCCAGGUAAACCUGAUGUGUCCGUGAUGGGCAGGAAUGAGAUCAAUGUCUCUUGGAAACCCCCAGAGGUGCCCCUGGGGCGCAUAACCCGCUAUGAUCUCACCAUGAAUGGUAAACUCAUCUACUCUGGGACUGAUCUAAGUUAUGGGGCUAGGAGGUUGGUGCCAGACACAGAAUAUGCGUUUGUGGUUACUGCUCUCACAAAUGAAGGAAGGUUUGAAAGUAAGCCAGCAAAGCGGAGAACAUCCAGGGAUGAAUAUGAUGUGAAUCGCGCCCCACUGUACCAGCCCCCUGUCCGUAAAGAGGAGGAGCCUACCAAAGCCCCGACCACUGACCCGGUGAGGAAGAGAAAGUCUUUGACGGGAACCACGGAGACCAAGCUGCCCACCAGGACCUUGAGUGCUUCAAGUAAGCAUUCUGCUACAGCCUACAAGCUGUGUAGGACCUGGACCAAAAUUGAUCUCAACACAACCAGGCAGUUUGUAAAGAAAGAGUCAAGAACUUCCCCAACAAAUUCUGGAGUAAAAGAUGCACACCAGAAAAAGGAGAAAGAGUGGCAUAUAGAUGACAGCUAUCCAUUGGUAACGGUGAGUAAAGGAACCAAGUCACUAGUCGGUAUGGAGUCUGUAAGGAGAGAACGAACGACACUGCAGAAUGGAUCCAAGCGGAGGAACUCAGAUUGUUUUCCAAGGGCACCUGUUCAGAGAGAUCGUGCAAGAGGGCACAGCAAAGAUCUUCCUGCCUGGAGUAAGCCAGUGUUCCCUCUCAACCUGGGUUCCAUGUCACAGGCAUCCACCUCUGACACCAACGGGAAGCUGCCUAACUCCUUCACCCAUACAGACAGCUUUCUAGGAUUGACCACACCUGUGGGCCUAAGGAGAGAGAAAUCCAACGUACUGUCACUUGCCAGACAGGGAGAGCGGAGGUACGGCAUCACACUGAGGCCUUUGAAUAGGGGAAACAAGUUCCUUAACAAAGACCCCCAGGAGACUCCCGUGCUGAUGGAGACACCCACAUGGGCCCCACCCAUGGACCUCAUAACUCAGAAGGCUCAGCCCCUCCACAACAAGUUUGUGCCCAUGCAGUUUAGAACCCAGCCCUCUAAUCUGUCCAUGGGUCAGAUUGAACGAAUGAAUACCCAAGUUCUGGAGUCAAAAGGUUUAGGAGGGAUGAAUUUGAAGAGAAUACAAAGCCUUAGCCGGAGUCACACACAUGGAGAUCUGAGAAGCACAGAUCAUUCUUCAUCUUCACUCAUCCACAACUUGAAGAACAGGGAUCACAAGGACCCCCUUACCAGUGUAACACUGCACGAUUUGAAUAGGGUUCAAUCACAUUCUCCUCCUGGGCAUCAGAAACACGAUGCCACGUGGCCUGUCAAUGCUACGUGACACAAACUCAAUUCCACGUGGCCCGUCAAUGCUACGUGACACAAACUCAAUUCCACGUGGCCCGUCAAUGCUACGUACCUCAAGCUCGAUUACACGUGGCCUGUCAAUACUAUGUGAGACAAGCUGGAUUCCACGGGGCCAUUCAGAUGCUUACGUGACACAAGUUCAGUUCCGCGUGGCCUAUCAAAGCUGUGUGACACAAGCUCGUCCCUUGAAGGGUAGAAGAAAUAACGGGAGCCUGUGUCAGACUCAUGGCCUGGUUUACCGCAGCCGUGUGGUUUGCUGUGCUGCAACCAGUGAAAACUAUCCUACAUAUAUGUUCUUGUGGGAAACCAAGACUUGGGAAUGCUGACUUUGCCAUGGGGCUAUUCAUGGGUGGCUUAGGGACAUGGGCGGUGAUAUCUGGAGAGGUGACAUGUAUCUUAGGAAACAUUUGACUGUGCUAAUAAACGUAGCUUAUAUAUGGAUCCAACUGAUACAUGUAAUUGUGCAGUGUGUUGUAAGAAUCAAAUAGGCCACAGUUAUACAUUUAAAUCAAGAGAGGAUACAAAUAUGUUCAUGAAAUAGGAGUCAAAGAUUGUGUAAUACAUGUAGGCCUCCGUUCUAAAUCAGAUGAUUUCGCCUGUCCAAGGAAUCCAAUACUCUUAGUGCAUAUCUUAUGGCUCUGAAGGCAAGUUUACAUGUACAUGCAUCUUCGGAAUCAGUGGAUAUGAUCAGACGUAUGUGCUAUGUUUAGGAAAAGUAUGAUACACGCAAAUAGUGAAUCAAAUGAUUCAUUAUUAAUGGAAUCAGGUGUCUGACUACAUGUGAAACAUAGCUGUAGACGGUUACCUUCUGAAUCAGUAACAGUCUGUGAUGAUACUUGUAUGUAUCUUGCAUAUCAAAUAUUGUUAUACAUAGUAUUAUAUUAAACACUGUGAUAUUUUUUAAAUUGUUGAAACUGUGAUCAUAUAUUUUGUGCCUUGCGUGUUGAAAAUUCGGAAAACAGGGUUUUUCAUUCAGUCAUUUAUACCUACUGUGUUUAGUUCUUCCACAGUACACGAGAGAUGUAUUUAUGUAAAUACAAAUGUUAUUCUCUUUCAUUAUAACACCACCUAUCCUAUAAAUGUUCAUUUUUCCGGAUAAUAAAGGCAUGACAUAUCGUUUUGAUAUGCACCACGUGUAAUAUAAAUUCCGACAUUUGAUGGGUCCGUGUAGCUUUUCAUUCUUGAAAUCGACCAAGUUACAACUCGGCUGUACAGGCACUAUUUUUUUUACAACUUUUUCUGGCCGUCUGCGAAUGUCAACAUGGCCGACUUUCGACCAAGAGAUAUCGAAAACAUUGACAAAAAAGGACGCGUUAAAGUUAAAAUUGUGACAAGAGAUAAUGGAAUCAAUGUAGAAAUCCCCGGCAUUAACUACGACAUAGCGCUAUUGCCACGAAGGCCAAGUAAAAUCCCCCGACGGAAAACAUCGCGUAGGCCAUUAUUUUUCUUAACAUUAUUCUAUAGGCCCAAAACUUUGAGCUUCACUAAUUUUGACAUCAUCCAGAUGAAACUAAUAUCUACCGUACUUAAAUUCUGUUAGAAAUCAAUACUCUGUUGACUGUUUUACUUGUUCAAGCUUCGUUAAGUUAAACUGUCAGUUGUUUUUUGAAAGUUGCACGGCCUGUACUCGGCGCACGUGUAAUUUGUCUUUUUUUAGACGGUAAUUCUUUCUGUAGUAAAAAAUGUAAUAUUUUCGUUAGAAAUAUUAACGUAUUGAACGAUAUGUUGUAUAAAGCAAACUUUUGACAUGUCUGUUGUGUAAAAAAGCC
Molecule: messenger RNA, 4918 nt
Organism: Liolophura sinensis
Lineage: Eukaryota; Metazoa; Mollusca; Polyplacophora; Chitonida; Chitonidae
Molecular function (GO): protein binding
Source: RefSeq, a predicted model, not a curated record